This is a messenger RNA of Oncorhynchus keta (chum salmon), 7070 nucleotides long. RefSeq lists its product as uncharacterized. NCBI's taxonomy places the organism in Eukaryota, Metazoa, Chordata, Actinopteri, Salmoniformes, Salmonidae. The transcript is spliced from 9 exons. Bases 72 to 2882 code for a protein of 936 amino acids. Gene Ontology annotation, molecular function: protein binding. The record is from RefSeq and is a predicted model, not a curated record.
ACCUCUGCAUCCUCGCACAUGCGCUUUGGGCAAUCUACCGGAGCGCGAGGACGGGUAGGAGAGCAGUCCUAAUGGCGGAGAACGUACGGUCGCCUUUUGACUACCGGGAGCCACCGACCCUCGACAGUGACGGGGAUGGGAGCAAACCGCCACCGCCGCAGCCCCGGGGGCGGGUGUGUGGGAGAAAAAGGAAGGGUACACCUGUGAAGGUGUGUGACCAGGCCUACGUGACCGAGGAUGAAGAGGAGGAAAGUCUGUCUGAACACAGCUACAGUCCGGGUGGUGGGCAGUACCCAGAGGGAGCGGAGGACAGACUGCCUCCACCCGGAAGCCCUUACUACCUUGCUGACCCCUCCCAGCUCUGCGUGUCGGAGCUGGGUGAGGAGGGGGCGAGUGGUGUCCGGGGGCCAGUGCUCUUCCACCCCCCUCCCAACUGCAGAAUCCGAGAGGUGCACUGUGGAAGCCAGGUGCGACUGGUUGUUAUAGCGAUCCAUGACAUCGCCAAAGGGGAGGAGAUCACGGUGGACUACAGCCUGACGGACUGGGGAGAGAACGCCAUGGGAUUCCAUAGCUCUGUGUCUUCGCGAGGGUUUGACUGCAGCUUUAACCCAGACAAUAACAUUAAGAAGGAGGAAGAGCCCGGCCCCCACCCUCUGUCUCUCUCUGACUACCUCACCCCCUCCUGGUCCCUCUCCCCUUCCUCCUCCCCGCUCACCCACUCUGAGCCCAGCGACUCAGACCGAGAAGAAGAUGACGAUGAUGAUGAAGAAGAAGAGAUGGAGGAGCUGAGGGGCCGUAUGCUCAGUCGCCGAAAGAAGCGCAAGAUAGCUGUCACGGUCACCACCAAGAAGAACAGCGCCGCUAAUCCUAGGGUGGGACCCGGCCACCCCUGCUCGUUGUUAUCCUCCCGAUUGGCUGCCUCCCAGACCCAGUCUCAGGCCGCCACUACCCUGGCGCCCCCCACCACCAAUAUCAACAACAACAUCAACAUAAACAUUGGCAGCUCCAGCGGGGCUACUGUCAGCCGACGGCAGGACUGUUCCUACUGCGGCCGCCACUACCGUUCGCUGGCGCGCCACCUGGAGAAACACCAUGCCAACCAGCCAAAGGUCAGGGCGGCCAUGGAUCUAGCCACACGCCACACACACGCCUCCUCUACCUCCUCCCAUCCUCACUCCUCCACCACCACCUCUCAUGGCCAUACCUUCGCCUCCCCCCAGCCCUCCUCAUCCUCUGCUCCUACCCCUCCCCCUCCUUUCUCCAGGGAGAGAGAGAGGGAUGCGCCGGCCACUCGAAGUUCCUCGGGGGCGGUCUCCUUUUCGCUCUCACUGUCUUCUCAGUCGGCUGUGGCCAAGAAAGGCUCCAACUUAUCGGUGCAGACACCAAAGCAAUGCUUCGCCCCUGCAGUGGCACCGGUUAAAAGUCUGCCCACACCAGCCAGGAGGGGCCGUAGGCCGAAGAGAGCAAAGGAGGAGCAGCAGAAAACAGAGGAGUGCUUCAGGAGCAAGGAGGAAGAGAUACCUCCACGUUCUACCCCCAAGCCGGAGGAAGAAGAGCCGGGUGAGGAGCUGGAGCUGUGUGGAGCUGGGGAAGGGGAUAGUCCUGAGAAUAAGAGUGUCGAGAUGGCUAGCUCUCACAGACAUCACAUGCCCCCUCUCCUAUCCUCCCUCUCCUGCCUGGUACUCUUCCUCCGCCGGCAGCAACACUCUUCCUUCUUGUCCCUAUCUCGCUCCCCCAGUUCGGCCGAGGCCUGGCGCCUACUUUGCCACUCCAGCCUGGCGCUACUUAUCCUCUACAACCGGCACCGUGAGUGCGAAGUGGCCAAGCUCACCACCCAGGACUACCACAACCGCACCACCACACCGAGCCCAACCCAGGCGAACUUGGCCAACGACCCCCCCACUGGCCUAGAGGCCAUCCUCUCCCCCUUCGAGCACCAGGUGCUUUGCCACCUCCCCCGGGCAGGUGUGCUGGGUAAGCGGGGGCGUAUCCAACCCCUCAUCCUGCCCCCGCACUGCGAGCCCUGCAUGGAGCUGCUCCUUCAGACCUCUGCCAAUGUAGGCGUGGACCCCCACAGCCCCUACGUCUUCUCCCGGCCCUUCCACUCGCCCGCCACCCCGCUCCGGGGCACCGACCUGCUGCGCAACCUGGCACGUGCCAGUGGCGCCAAGAAUCCCGGAGUGCUGACCCAAACGCGAGUGCGCCGGCAGGUGGCCAUCCUUACCCAGUUACUGUUCUUGGAGGAAGGUGAGGGGCAGGGCCUGCCGAGCGGGGCGGCUGGCAAGCGCCUCGAAGACUUCCUGCAGCGGGAGUACCACGUAACCCAGAGCUGCACCACGAUAGGCCGAGACCCUGCGUUGAUGGGACAUGUGGGCAGGGUGGUGCUUUAUGGGGAGCGGCAGGGCGUGCUGUUCAAGGGGAUGAGCCUGCAGCACAUUUGUAUGGAGCUGGAUGUGAUGUCGGGUAACUCUGCAGACUCCUUCUCAGGUGACUCGGAUGGGGAGGCAGAGAAGGUGGAGGUGGUGAAGAAGCGACCAGGUCGACCCCCCCGCAAGAAAAAAGGACCCCCUCCCUCUGUCAACCCUCCGCUCCCUGGUGCCCACAAAAGGAGAAGCAUCCAGCCCAAGUCCGGGAAGCGUGGGGUGCUGAAGAGGCCCUGGUCGGAGGCGGAGCGAGUCGCCGUGGAGACGCACCUGAAGAGGAACAUCAUGGAAUUGCGCGUGCCAGCCAAGGCAGACUGCGAGCGCUGCUUGCAACUCUGCCCUCUGCUGGUCAGCAACCAGCGCGACUGGAGGGCCAUCAAGUUUUACUGCCACAACCGCAUCCAGCUACUGAAGAAACAAGGCCGGAAGGAGAGUGCAGGACAAGGGGCACUCUGUUAGAUAGGGAUGGGGAGAGAGAGAGAGAGAGAGAGAGAGAGAGAAAGGAAGUGCGAGAUGUGAGAGGUCGAGAACCGACUGCUACGAUCUGGAGUGACCUGAUUCUGGUCCUGGCGAAGUAAGCGCAGUCUACUGGUUUUCUACUGAAUUAACCUGACCUCCGACUUAAUUUUAAAGACUCGUACCUGGGACUAGGAGUUCAAUAUUAGUCCAUAUCUGUAUUGUUGACUUCAAGAGUUAACGAUAAUUAAUUGAAAUUAGUUGAAAUGUCUCCUGUAACCUGGAGCCAUAUCCACAAAGUGUCUCAAAAGGCCCAAGGAAUCCUGUUAAAAGCUUUUGUUAGAAAACUCCUAGCUCAGAGUAGGUUUUAGGAUGUUAAGUCACUGCUCUGACAAACUCAAUGUCUUAUCUUGUUAUUACGACAGUUUGAGGUACUGCAAAGGAAAGAUAGUGAUGGCGCUUUUUGACGUUGUUGCAAAUGAUUAAUCGUUAUGAGGCAUUGCCAGCUGUGAACUCAAUAGCACGCUUCAGACGUGACUGUAUGUUGCAAUAGUGUAGUGUUUGACAUCAUUUUUGCCUAAUAUGUUGGCAUGCGAAAUAUAUAUAUUUUUUACCAACUCUGAUGGUUGUUCAAAUCUAAUUAGCAUAAUAAAGAAAUACCCAUCAAAUUCUGUUUUUUUUUUACGGUAAUGAGCAGUUUGAUGUCGCCCUUCCACAGUGAAAGGUGGCAGAGCUAAAGCAGUGUUUGUCUUGCCGUGAGACAUCCCGAAAGUCGUUCUUUUCACAAACGUCUGUAGCGUAUUAUGACCCCCCCAUGUCGAUUUUAGGUGCGACUCAUCACUAAAGAGGCUUCAUGCAAAGCUUUUAUUUUUUCCCAUAUGGUCGUUGAAUUCCAUAUGAAUUCACUUUCUGCACCCCUUUAGAAUUGAACGAAACCUUCCGAACUUGUUUGUCCAUGGUAGAAGUUGUCUGAAAGUGACUUUGGACCUGAAUGCCAAAACAUUCAGGAGAUAGUUGUGCAAAGUUGACCCAUUUUGCAUUUCCCACCCUACCGUAAGACAUCCAUGUCUUUAUGACUGAAAAAGUAUAACUGUUCUGAGUUUGAUGUCAUUUGAAAGUUUUCAAACAGGGUUGCCAAACUAUUUGAUACUUUUUCCCAAUAUACAUAUAUGUACACACACACACACAGUACCAGUCAAAAUUUUGGACACCUACUCAUUCAAGGGUUUCUAUUUAUUUUUUACUAUUUUCUACAUUGUAGAAUAAAAGUGAAGACAUCAACACUAUGGAAUCAUGUAGUAAUCAUGAAGGUGUUAAUCAAAUCAAAAUAUAUUUGAUAUUCUUCAAAGUAGUCACCCUUUGCCUUGAUGAAAGCUUUGCACACUCUUGGUAUUCUCUUAAUGAGUAGGUGUGUCCCAACUUUUGACUGGUACUGUAUAUAUACAGUGCAUUUGGGAAAGUAUUCAGACCUCUUGACUUUUUGCACAUUUACAGCCUUAUUCUAAAAUGUAUUAAAUAGUUUUUUCCCCCCUCAUCAAUCUACACACAAUACCCCAUAAUGACGAAGCCAAAAAGGUUUUCAGAAAUUUUGCACAUUUAUAAAAAAAUAUAUACAGUGGGGCAAAAAAGUAUUUAGUCAGCAACCAAUUGUGCAAGUUCUCUGAUGUUCAACAAUAACAUAUUCUGUCAGAAUGUAAACGUUCUACGUUCCCCUCUCCUCCCUCUGUGAUAUGAAUAAGAAUAUCAAAUCAAAUGUUAUGUUUUGCAGAUGUUAAUGCGAGUGUAGCGAAAUGCUUGUGCUUCUAGUUCCGACAAUGCAGUAAUAACCAACAAGUAAUCUAACCUAACAAUUACUUUAUACACACAAGUGUAAAGAGAUGAAGAAUAUGUACAUAAAUAUAUAUAUAUAUAUAUUUUCACCUUUAUUUAACCAGGUAGGCUAGUUGAGAACAAGUUCUUAUUUGCAACUGCGACCUGGCCAAGAUAAAGCAUAGCAGUGUGAACAGACAACACAUGGAGUAAACAAUUAACAAGUCAAUAACACAGUAGAAAAAAAGGUAGUCUAUAUACAAUGUGUGCAAAAGGCAUGAGGAGGUAGGCGAAUAAUUACAAUUUUGCAGAUUAACACUGGAGUGAUAAAUGAUCAGAUGGUCAUGUACAGGUAGAGAUAUUGGUGUGCAAAAGAGCAGAAAAGUAAAUAAAUAAAAACAGAGCAGUUGGAGGCAACGGAAGGAGUGUUGUAUGGCAUUGAAGCUCGUUUGGAGGUUUAGAUAGCACAGUGUCCAAGGACGGGCCGGAAGUAUAUAGAAUGGUGUCGUCUGCGUAGAGGUGGAUCAGGGAAUCGCCCGCAGCAAGAGCAACAUCAUUGAUAUAUACAGAGAAAGGGCAGGAUGGAUAUAGGUCUGUAACAGUUUGGGUCCAGGGUGUCUCCCCCUUUGAAGAGGGGGAGGACUGCGGCAGCUUUCCAAUCCUUGGGGAUCUCAGACGAUAUGAAAGAGAGGUUGAACAGGCUGGUAAUAGGGGUUGCGACAAUGGCGGCGGAUAGUUUCAGAAAUAGAGGGUCCAGAUUGCCAAGCCCAGCUGAUUUGUACGGGUCCGGGUUUUGCAGCUCUUUCAGAACAUCUGCUAUCUGGAUUUGAGUAAAGGAGAACCUGGAGAGGCUUGGGCGAGUAGCUGCGGGUGGGCCGGAGCUGUUGGCCGAGGUUGGAGUAGCCAGGCGGAAGGCAUGGCCAGUCGUUGAGAAAUGCUUGUUGAAGUUUUCGAUAAUCAUGGAUUUAUCGGUGGUGACCGUGUUACCUAGCCUCAGUGCAGUUGGCAGACUAAUAUGUAACGCUGUAUUCACUCCGCCGCCGAGAGCGCUGGGGAGAGGGCAAACUCCACUGAACUAGUUUGAAUGUAUGGAAUCAUUUGGGAUUUUCUGUAUUUUGGGUCAACUUCUCUUUUAAUGUCAAUUAUCAAAAAAUGUGUCAACUCAUUUUCACAUGUAGCUUAGACCCUCCUAUGUUACAUAGUGUUUGUGUUGUCUCAACCGAUUUAGUGCACAUCAUUCUCAUGAAUACAGGGUGGGUGUAAUUUCAAUCAUAACCAGGAUUCAUAGAAUGGACCUAUCCCUUCAGUUCACUGCCAUUUAGCUGGUACACAAUUGAAAUUGCAUUUAUCAAGUUACUACCUGAAAGAUGUAUACAGCUUUCCAUACAUGCUUGCCCAUGGUAUUAGUGAUCAGAAAGUGUCAAACUAAUAAUUUCUGGAAAAAUACCUUAAUAGAAAAGGUAUUUUUUACCUUUUAACAUAAACCUUUUAACAUAAAGGUAAAAACAUACAUAAUUUCUCAAAAUAUGUUAAUACAAAUAAUUAGUUUGACAACCCUUUUUUAUAAGCUUUCAAAUUCAACCAUUUAUCUUUUUCAGUGAUGACAUAGAUGUUUUCAUGGUCGGGAAUGCAAAAUGGGUCAACUUUGAGCACCUCUAUCUCCAGAAUGUUUUGUCAUUCAGGCCCAAAAAUCACUUUCUGACCACUUCUACAAUGGGCAAGCUUGUAUGGAGGGUUUCAUUCCAAUCAAAGGGGAUGCAGUCAGAAAGUGAUUGAGAUUAUAUGGAACAACCCCAUAAGAGUAGGAGUAAAAUGUCUCUUUUCGGUACUUAAGACCAAUUUUCUACUCUGACGCUUUAUGGAUACAGGCCCUGGAUUGGGAAUCAUUGGUCCUAGAAGUGUGGAAGAGUAUCCGAGUUUUAAAGACCCAAUUUCAAUGUGAUGGGACAUGACGGAGAAAGAACUGAGAAAGUGAGUGAGGUUCAGGAUUGGAGAAUGUUUGGAAGUCUAGCAUCCACCUUCACUGAAAGCUGAAGACGAAACGUGAAUGUUAGGUUGUCUUUACAAAGAUGGAAGAAGAAACAUUAUGUUUUUAACCCAUAAGAGCCACCCUAGAAUUAGCCUACAUGUCAUAUGGACUGGGACACCUAUGAACUGUAAAAUGUUUGUUUGAUAUCGAUAACUGACUGGCGUGGACCCCAACCAUUGCUUUCAUGGUCAACUGUAUUGAUCAAAGUAUUGGACCGUGAUGCACCAGUGAACUUGUUCACAUGUACCUUUGUACCCCGUUCUUAGUCAUACUAGUAUGAAACAUGGCACUCAUUGUUCAAAUUGUUUAUAAUGUUAUUUAUUUUUAUUUUAUUAAACUAUCAUAUGGUCUUA